GGCUAGCCUUGAGACGACGUGCGAUUCUUGACCUGCUGGGACAAGAAACAAAGGGGAGCAACCGUGAGGGCGACCGCGAGAUGGCCCCCACGGCUCCGAAGCCCUCCUCCGCUUCCGUCAACGGCGGCCGCGACAACGUGGCCGCCGGGAACGGCGGGUCGCAGGAUGCGACCAUGGCUAAGGCUGUGGGCCUCGUCGUCUUCUCCGGCAUCGCCGUCAGCAUCGUCAAAUCCCUCGUCUCCAAAUCCGGCCAACCCCAGCGGCCUCCCACCCCCCUCCAGGACUUCUCCAAGCCCAUGGUUGAGGAGGGAUUUGGAAGUGAGUCGUGUUCGGCUCGGAUCAUAAAGAUUGAGAAAGGGGAUACUCUUUGGGAUCUGUCCCAAAAGUACGGGGUUUCGAUUGAUGCGAUCAAGGAAGCAAAUGGGAUUACCGGGAACACCAUCUAUGCUGGAAAGAAGCUGGUUAUCCCUUGAAUGCUUGUUUGUAUGGUUUUGGUUCCCACUCUUCUUCUUCUUCUUGGGGGUUUUAGGUACAUAUAACGAGAACUAUCCUACUCCUUCCAUUUUGUCAUUUGAUGUUAGGGCUGAAGGGAAGGAGAAGACAGUGUGUAGAGUUUGUAUUAGUUCAGAAAUUGAGUAAUUAAGUAUGUUCGUCAUUGAGAGGGAGGUGCUUGGAUGCUGUGAGCUGAAUAGCAUGUAACCAUUAAGUUUGCAGGACCUGGAGAGAUAUAACUGUAGCAUGUGAUCAAGUGUACUGUCGGACAUGAUGUUUGUAGUGUUUAUGAUGAGUAGAAUAGAUAGCAUUUACCUUGGUAA
Messenger RNA from Elaeis guineensis (African oil palm), 815 nucleotides. RefSeq lists its product as uncharacterized. The record is from RefSeq and is a predicted model, not a curated record. Lineage: Eukaryota; Viridiplantae; Streptophyta; Magnoliopsida; Arecales; Arecaceae.